UGACGUCACGCAUCGAAGCUUGGCCGGAAGUUGCGUGAACAGCAGCCUGUCACCGGAGCUGCUAGCCGCCUGCUGCUCCAAAAACAAGUAAAGUUCACCGAAAAAAGCGUCGCCAAGUGCAGGUUAAACUAGCCCCUUUUAGGAAUAUGGAUGACGACGUGAUAACGACUCUGAAGCUGUUGAUAAUCGGUGAAAGUGGAGUCGGGAAGUCCAGUCUUCUCCUGAGGUUCACAGAGGAUACCUUUGACCCUGAUCAGGCAGCAACAAUAGGUGUGGAUUUCAAAGUAAAGACCCUCUCAAUAGAUGGGAACAAAGCAAAGCUCGCCAUAUGGGACACAGCCGGACAGGAAAGGUUUCGCACCCUGACACCCAGCUACUACCGCGGUGCGCAGGGAGUCAUACUCGUGUAUGACGUCACAAAGCGUGAGACAUUUACGAGGCUUGAAAACUGGCUGAACGAACUGGAGACCUACACAACACGCAAUGAAAUUGUAAAGAUGCUUGUUGGGAAUAAAAUCGAUCGGGACGACCCUGAAGUGGAUAGAAACGAGGGCCUGAAAUUUGCUCGGAAACACUCUAUGCUUUUUAUCGAGGCCAGUGCAAAGACCAAAGAUGGCGUCCAGUGUGCCUUUGAGGAGCUUGUGGAGAAGAUCCUACAGACUCCAGGGCUGUGGGAGAGUGAAAACCAGGGUCAGAAGGUCCGUCUGGGGGACCAAGAGCAUGGUGGUGGCAGGGCAUGUGGAGGAUACUGUUCCAUACCCUGAAACUUGAAAAGAAACAACGACAACAACUGACAGGAAUGACUACGGAGCAGAAACUGAUAUAUUGGAUGUGGAACUGAAUGAGUACUCUAAAAAAAAAAAAAAAGUUUGUUCUUUUGGUCGAAAGGACUUUUUGCUGUUUGCACACUUCCUUUUCAACCAUCAUCUGUCACCACUUUCUGUUAAAAACAUGAAUGAAAGUAUCCUGCAAAAAAAAAAAAGCCUCUUGCCUAAGGAAGUAUAGUGUUUUAAAUUGACAUGCCAAGUGUACAUCAUCGGAGUUCAUGUCUGGUUUGAAUUUAGCUUAUUGGCAGCAGUGAUUCUGUUGUGCAUUAAGGCAUCAGGUUAAUAGCAUAGUGCCUGUUACGUGAACCAAUUUGUAGGUUACAGCAUAUAGCAAAUUUACCCCAAAGGAUGCAUUAUAAUCAAUACAGACAUCCCCUUGAUUCCUUUAUUGCAGGAUUGCUUACACGUUGUGAGCUUUAAAUACCAACUUUAUGUAACGGCAACGAACGAAAUGUUAUACAAGAUGUUUAUUUGUACGUUUUAUUCUAUAUAUAUAUUGCAUCACUUGAAUCAACUUGUAAGUCAUAAUGCACCACAACACUGUGAAUGCUCGCUGAUUACACUAUGGACCGCAGUAAUUUACACCAAGUAAUUUUUGCUCAUCCAAUUAUUAUUUGUAUUUAUAGAUGCUUUAAAGAUAAUCAAUUUCCUUUCUCUUAUCAUGAUAUAUGCAAACCUAGUAGCCAUGUUUUAGGACUUCCUGCUAUCUGUCUGUCCGGCACCAUAAUUUCCAUAAGGUUUACAGAAUUGGAGCUGAUAUAAUACAAUAUGUUCUUAUACUCUCUUCAGCUUUUUUGCCUAUCUGACCUGGCAACACAUUUAAUUUAGCCUGUACAUUUGUUUGCUUGGGUUUUUAUUUAGCCAUUUCUGUGUGGUGUUGUGGUCCAUGUAAUGUCCCAGCGACGUAUUGAAGGCAUUUCUCACACCUUAUAGUAUGAGAGCAUUCCUAAGAGCUUCCUGUCUUCAGAGUUGAUUCGAUGUAUUGUUUGCUUGUUGAAAAUCAUGCUGACCGUUUUAUCCCUGACCUUUUUGUCCUGUUUGCUGUGAAUCAUAUUCAGCAAAUUGUAACAAUUAUAUUAUCUGCCUUAACUUUGAAUGACAUGUAGGCUACUAGAGUCAUGGCCCAGUAACGUUUGUAUUGUUUCAAACUGAAAUAAAUGACAACCUGGA
Molecule: messenger RNA, 1997 nt
Organism: Gymnodraco acuticeps
Lineage: Eukaryota; Metazoa; Chordata; Actinopteri; Perciformes; Bathydraconidae
Product: ras-related protein Rab-18-B-like
Exons: 7
Coding region: 147-764 (205 amino acids)
Molecular function (GO): GTP binding; GTPase activity
Source: RefSeq, a predicted model, not a curated record